GAUCACAAUACUUCCGAGAAUGAUUUUCAACCAAAUUAUACUGGUAAAAUAUCGAUUGGUUACCCUGAAACAUAUUUAAAAAUAGAUUUAUACUGGCCACAAGAGGUCCUUCAUCCAGUUCGCGACACAUAUGCAAUAUUACAAUCUGUCAAAAUGUUUACACAUCAGCCCAUCCUAAUCCCAACUCCACAAAAUAGCCCAGCCUAUAAACAAACCAACAACUCAGGAGACUCGACAAAUAAAUACACGGGAUUGGGUCGUUUUAAAAUUGGACAUUUUAAAAUUGUACAGGUUCGCAGCAUUCAAAAAUGGCAAUUAAACAUUAAAAUUAGUCCUUUGCGAAAUAUGCCUGCCAUGAGGAAAGGAAAUGCUUUUACGAGUGGUGGAAAGAUGCGAGGUGUUGUCGCCAAGCCUUACAAAUGGUGUUCCUAUUUUGAGACAUAA
Messenger RNA from Dentiscutata erythropus, 444 nucleotides. Lineage: Eukaryota; Fungi; Glomeromycota; Glomeromycetes; Diversisporales; Gigasporaceae. The record is from the annotation of a GenBank genome assembly.